AUGGACAUUGCACUGCUUCAUUUGGCUCUAAAGUUAUCGGCGAGUAAUUUGAUCUCUCUGAUCUGGAUCUUUGGCUUGAAAGUUGGGGAGAUAUUUUCCCUCUUCGCGAGGCUUAUCCCUACCCUUCUCGUGGUAGCUCCCUGCUGCCCCGGUGGUGGCAAGUAUGCUUUCCAUUUUGUCUUUGCUUUCCUGUCCUUCCCAGAUCCCCUUUUCCAACCAUUCCUAAUCUUUAAUUUUCAGCAUACCCAUCUCUCUUUGUCUCAAAUCUCUGAUUCAUCAUGGUUAAGAUGCACAUCCUCCUCACCCAUCGGACUCCACUUCACCGAUUGCUCCUUGGUCUAUCGGAGCUCUGUCGUCGGCGUUGUUUGGAUUGUCUGUUUUAACGGGUUUUUCCCGUCCCUGCGCGUAAACCCUUUGAAUACGGUAGUGCAACAAGGGUCUGCACGGUCUUUGGCCGUCUAUCCCUUUGAUCCCUCUGCGGAUCAGUCUCCUUCUCCUUAUCUCUUUUUCUUUUUGUCUUCUGCAUUGGUUACUGUCUUUGUUUCUGAGGAUGUUUUGUAUGGUUUAGAGAUUUGGGUUAUGGAGAUAUUUCGAUGGGUUCUAUGCUGCUGUACUUGCACGGGAUUGUUUUGGUUGGACUCCAAGUCUUCGUCGGCAGAUCUGGUGACGUUUCUGUGUCACCUUUGGGCUUGGCUGGUGGCGGCGACGUCACUAUGUCAUCUCUCUCUUGUUAGAUCUGCACUGCGGCUGAAGAUUGUUUCUAUUAUUUCACCACCGCCAAGCUUUGUCAUGCAAUUUUGUUUGAAACGUGGUCGUAAAGGACGAGACUUUGAGAGACAAACUUUUGUUCUUGUCUCAGUUUCUAUUUGCUGACUAUAGCUUCGACAUUGGCUUCAAGGAAUAUUUGUAUGAUAACCAUCCAUAACUUUGGCUGUUCGUGAACAGCGUUAAAGCGAUAACAGCGUCAUCCUUUGGGGGAAUUUAACAUUGAAGCUGGGCUGUUCAUGAACAACCAGAUUUUUCAAUGCAUUAAGUUUGCAACACCAUUUGGGAGGAAUUUUGAGCAUUGAAACGAGGCCGUUGGUGAACAACCAUUUUGUUUCAUUGCGUUAAGAAUUUGAGAGCAGCAACAAUGUCAUUUCGACGACUCUAAUAACAAUGGUCGUUCAUGAACGGCCUAUUAGAGCUUUGGAGGUCACAAGACAUAGAGGAUUAAUUGGAGAGGCUUCACAGGGAAGGCAGAUGUAUACCUGCAGCUUUCUUUCUCUGGUAGCUCUUCUUCUCUGUUUCGUUUUGCUGCGCCUCCUCCUCUGUUUUGUAUUUCUCUUAUUCUCUCUGUAUUUUUUUUUUUUUCUGCCCUCUGUAGUGUUUUUUCCUCCUUUUCCCUUUGAUGUAGAAGGCUCGGUUUAUAAGCCAUCAAGAGGCUCAGGAUUAGAUCAUAUUUAAAUUUGAACUAAACCAAUCCAGAAUAGCCUUCAUUCAAAUUCAAAAUUAAUUCAACAAUCCUCCACCACGUCAUUCAUGUGCAGCAUGAGCCAAACAACUUUGAAAGUUUAAAAGCUGCAUUAUCUAUUUCAACUUUGACCGCAAUUGAUCUUAUCAGGUUCCUCUUCUUUUGAUUUGGAUGUACCUGGCCUCUUCCUCGUCUUCCAACUGUGCUUCGAGUCCUCAUUUCAUGCAACUUGGAUGCAAACUGCUGCAUAUCUAUUUUGUUCCCCGAGAUGACAGGACGUCUCUUUUUUUUGUUUUGUUGAUAAUCACAACCAGCCAUUUUUUUUGCGUGAGCUUUAGGCUUGUUAGAAACCACACGCACUUUUAUCCAGUGACCGGGUCUCUUUGGAAUAGGGCUUUGUGAUUUUUUUUUUUUUUGUUUCAAGAAUUGCCCCCUCAAGCGUCGUGCGUGGAAUAGCUUUGCGCGUGCGAGGCUUGACAACUUUUUCUUUUUCAGUGAAGGCGAGUUGGUGCUUGAACAAGGUUGCAUUAAAAUUUCAUUGCAACUCAUGCGUCUUUUCCUUUUCGCCAAUUGUAGUUUAUACUCGUACACAGAGUUCUUCAGAGGUGCAAGGCUUGGUGCCAUUUGAUCGCAAGAAUGCCGUCGUCGUCAGAGGCCAUGAAACGAAUUUUCAAGAACAACACUUCUUGGUUUUUACCUGCCAUAUCGGUUUUCAUACUCAUCUGAUCAUAGAACUUCAACCGGGUUAGGUUUUUCUCACUCUUGGUGGUAUAUUGAGAUAGUAAACAAGCAUGCUUGUGUUUACUCUGUUAGAUUGGCACUCAUGAGUUCCAUUUGUAUAUUGAUUUUGAGAUGAAUCUGUGAUAAUUG
Rosa rugosa (rugosa rose) is the source of this 2323-nucleotide messenger RNA. RefSeq lists its product as uncharacterized. The record is from RefSeq and is a predicted model, not a curated record. Bases 1 to 873 code for a protein of 290 amino acids. The transcript is spliced from 3 exons. NCBI's taxonomy places the organism in Eukaryota, Viridiplantae, Streptophyta, Magnoliopsida, Rosales, Rosaceae.